AGAAUUGCAUCUGGACUGUACAAACAAAAAUUCAACUUCUUACAAUUUCCAAAAAAAAAAAAAAAAAAAAAAAAAAAGGAAAAUAAAUAUUAAAAAAAUAAAAAGUUUCCAUUUCUUCGUCUGUACGGCCAAUUGUCCUAUAUAAAAAUAAAGAUAAAAAUAAAACCAAAGUUCAUUGAGAGAGAAACAGAGCGAAAAACAGAAAGAUGAAGCUCGUUUGGUCUCCAGAAACAGCUUCAAGAGCUUUCAUAGACACCAUUAAAUCAUGCCACAAUUUCAAAGAAUUCGGUGUCGCCGAACUGCUCUCCGCCAUGGCCGCCGGCUGGAACGCCAAACUGAUCGUGCACGCUUGCUCCGCCGCCGCCUCCUCCACCGUCACCACUGUUGGCCUCGCCGUAGCCGCGAGGCACAGCGGCGGACGGUACGUGUGCGCGGUGGCCGACGAGAGGUCGAAAUCGGAGUACGUGAAGGCCUUGCAGGAGGCCGGUGUUUCGCCGCCGACGGAAAUUGUGGUUGGAGAGGCGGAGACGGCGAUGGCGGCGGUGGUCGGAGUGGACUUUCUGGUUGUCGAUUGUAAGCGGAGGGAUUUUGCUAGGGUUUUGAGGUUCGCCAAAGUGAAUGAUGAAGGGGCAAUUUUGAUAUGUAAAAAUACAUGGUCGAGAAGCUUCGAGAAGCUUGGUUACUGUGGGCUCCUCCCCAAGGGGACACGUGUCGUCAGGUCGGUGAGUUUGCCUGUGGGCCAGGGCUUGAGUAUUAUUCAUGUGGGAUCUUCUAACGGCGCCGGCGCCAUCUCGACGAGCAAGCCCAGUCGUUGGAUGAAGCACGUCGAUGAGCGGUCCGGUGAAGAACACGUGUACCGGAAGCGAAUUUGAAGCGGGUUUUUUUAAUGAAUAGUAAAUAAAGAAAAAACCCGGUCGGACAAACCCGUAGAAGUUAAUAUUUCGAUUUUAGUCGAAUGAAUCGAAUCUCCGUUUCUUCCUA
Messenger RNA from Benincasa hispida (wax gourd), 981 nucleotides. RefSeq lists its product as uncharacterized. The record is from RefSeq and is a predicted model, not a curated record. Lineage: Eukaryota; Viridiplantae; Streptophyta; Magnoliopsida; Cucurbitales; Cucurbitaceae.